CCAUUACUUAAAAAUCGGUUAAUCAGUGAUAUUUUGUUUGUAAAAGUAUAUGGCAUAACAUAGAUUUGAAUUACAGAAUGGGUCAGCAUUACAUUACUCAGCAAACAUUACGAUGGAAUGGAAACUACAAUACCUUAUUAUAAUUAACAGUUGACUGGGUACCAAUGUGUUCUUAGACCAACGGUUAAUUUUGCACCUGAGUUGUCGUUUAACUAUUUGCUUAUUACCUUGCAUAUAACUUGGAAAUUUGCUGUUUAUUAUACUUAAACUGUAAAGCACAAAUGAAUGCCUUAUUCUAUUCUGCAUGACCAUAUUCUACAUCUCUUAAUCCUACCAAAUAUCUAAACUGAACAACUACUUUCAUAUCUAAUAAGCAGUAAUUAUGGGUUUAUUGAGGCAAAAGUCAUAUAGUGAGACUAUGAAACUAAACAAGAUAUGAUAAAGAAACUAAACAUGACCAUGACACAACUAUCAAUAAAUAAUAAUAAAAAAGAAUUUCGCCAUCCUGUUUCGGUAGGAUAUACAUCAAUAUAGAAUAAAUAUUGUGCUUGUCAGCAAACUAUGAGUCGUUUUGUUGUGCUUGUCAAUUGUGUUUUACCACAGAGCCACUGUAGGAGAUCUCGUCCAAGGUUGCACAGGCAUUGUGAGACCUGUUACAGCCGCCGCUGCAAAGCCUCCAUAGAGGUCUCCGUGUCUUGCAUGGUCAUCAACUGCCGCUUGCUCUGUGGGGCCUCCUUCCACUUAUGUAAAGAGGAGGAACACUCUCUGCUGUGUCCCAAUGAGAAGGUACCAUGCAUUAACACUCACUAUGGUUGCCCUUUCACCAUGCAUCGCUCUCAGCUGGCCAAACACCUUGAGGUGUGUCCUGCAAGCGUCGUCUGUUGCUCUAUGGAGUGGAACCGCUGGCCUGUCGAGAACCCAGAUGCCCCCUUGUGUACAAACCUUCUUAAAGAGCUCCAAGAGCAGGAAUCACUGGACCUUUCCAUGGCGCUGAGAGACCAGAAACAUCUAUGUGCCAGGUUGAAAAUGAGGAACUACUUUCCUGAGUUGAUGGAGGAACAAGAAGAGGAAACUGCUCGAACGGAAGAGUCUAUGUGUAAUGGGAUUCAUGUCAACGGACAUGGAGGUUCAGUUUUAGUAAAUGAACCAUCAACACCUUGUGAGAAAUCUCUAAAUGAAGAUGUGGUCCUAAAUGGUACCAUUGACAAGGACAAGUACAAUCGGUUCGAAAAGAUGUUUAGCAUGGAAAUGGGAGCUUGCAGGGAGGCAGAAACGUUGAAAACAGAAGAUAAAAAAGGAACAAAUAUGCCUUCAAAAGAUCCUUCUUUUACAAAGCCACAAGGAGCUUCUGUAGAGCCUGAGAAAGAGGAAGCCGAUACCUCCAAAACUGGAUUUGCACCUUGGCAGGAUGGCGUCCUGGAGAGACUCGGGCAGGAGGUGAAACCCAGAGAAUUCAACAUGUAUAUAGUGCAUCACGGGCGCAUGCUGAUCACCUUCGGUCAGAUGGAUGCGUGCACACCCAGGGAGAGAGAUUUUGUGUAUGGCAGCCUGGAGCCAAUACCAGUCCAAACUCUACGUUCCUUCAAGGUUCCCAGUAGUUACAAACAAAAACGCUUUCACCAAAAAGAAUGCUAUUCAAAAGCAUUGACUGAGGACAAAGGUGUCGGCACGUCUGACCUUGACGUAUCUAAAAACGACGGCGAGGAGAUGGAUGAGAUGUUUGCGACCUUACUCUGUUCUGCAGAGGCUGAGAUACGGGGCCACAAAAUUAGCGAAACUGUGUCAGUAGAUGGACUUUAUGUUGAUAUUGCGACACAGACAUAUAAUUUUGCCAAAGCUCCCUUCAAAUACAAUGCAACUCUGACUGAAAUUACAGAAGACAGAGAUUUGAAACUUCACGUUGAACUUGAAACAGAAACAGUUACCCUCAGACACAACAAAUCCACCUCGGCUUUCACGUUCCUGUGUGGCCAUUUCUUCCGGCGGGAUGAGUUUGCCUCACACUUUAAGAACGUACAUUCGGAUAUACAAUCCUGUCUGAGUGGCUGGUUUGAGCAGAGAUGCCCUCUAGCCUACCUUGGUUGCACCUUCAGUCAGAGAAGAUUACAGCCCAGCACACACAGGGCCAAAGUCUCUUAUAACCAAGACCUCAGUGUUUUCACCCUCACACCUGAGAUUCCUGCCUCUCUUAUGAACCAUUUGCAGAGUGGUACAUUAAAGGCACGUGCCAAAUGUGAAGAUCUCAGUAGCCUUCCGUUUGAGGUGCUUCACCACAUCGCUGGUUACCUGGAUAGUUUCAGCUUGUCCCAGCUUGCCUUGGUCUCACGAUUGUUCAGAGAUAUAUGUGCCACGCUUCUGCAGGAGAGAGGAAUGGUGGCCUUUAAGUGGCGUAAGAGGUCAUACUCUCAUGGAGGUGUCCGCUGGAAACCUACCAUAGUCUGGGAGUUCAGUACUCUUUUUAGCAAAGUGGAUAACUGGUGUAUCAGCAACACUCCGUCAAUGGCUGAGCACCUGAAACACUGUCCAUUCUACCUAGCUGAACUGAAAACUGAGCCCUUUGCCCUGGCCAAGUUUGACAACAAAAGAGAGGGGAGACAAAGUUUGGUUUCUUUGUUUAUGGCACGCAAAUGAUACCGUAACUGUGACUUUUAGUUUGAUUUUUUUUUUUUUAGAUGCUUACAGUGCUUGAAUGUCCAUUAGUGAACAUUAUUAUUCAUCAUUUUUCUUAUUUAUUUAUUUUUCUUUGAAAAUUAUAGCAUGAGUGUAAACAUUAAUUUUAAUUUUAAAUUAACAUUAAUUUUAGGAUGUUUGAGUAUUUGUUACAUUUUUGCUUUAAUGACAGCAGAAAUCAAGCUUGCAUGAACUCCAUAAGUUUGUGUAAUCGUAUUACUUUUUGGUUAUUUAUUAAUCAUUGUAUUUCUAGGUUUAAAUAAAAUUUUGGAUCCCAGAAAUUCAGGUCUCAAAUGUACUUUUUAUGUGUUUGAUAUCUUAUUGAAUGUAGCCUUUUGUUCUCUCUGUAUAACUUCUGAUAAUCACUGAUAGUAAAUAUGAUUAUUGCCAUAUGACUUAAUUGUCAUAGAUUUCCAUUUCUCUUCUCAUGUUUACGUUUAAUAUUUUUAGUUCUAAACAUGAUGGGGACACUAAACUCAUG
This is a messenger RNA of Pimephales promelas (fathead minnow), 3151 nucleotides long. It is a transcript of the gene fbxo40.2, whose product is annotated as F-box protein 40, tandem duplicate 2. Gene Ontology annotation, cellular component: cytoplasm. The record is from RefSeq and is a predicted model, not a curated record. NCBI's taxonomy places the organism in Eukaryota, Metazoa, Chordata, Actinopteri, Cypriniformes, Leuciscidae. Gene Ontology annotation, molecular function: ubiquitin protein ligase activity; zinc ion binding; protein binding.